AUGCGAGCGUUUAUCCUCCGCCUCGAAUAUACGAGCUCGGGCUUCAUGGAUCACAACGAACUGCUCCGUCUUGGCAAGUCUCUAGCGCCCGAAGCGAGCACAGAGCGGUUACACUCUUUUGGCGAUUUUGAACCGAAUACUUGGGCCCACAGCAUAUACGGAUCUAGGAUGAAAUGCUUGUCCAGCAUAGAUACUCGCUCCCUCUAUCACAACGCGCCGCAGCCGCAAUCCCGUACAGAUCCUAGCAGAAACCAGGGGUCAACUACCCCAAUCUAUCUCCAUUCCGAAAAUGUGGAGGGCUAUUCAACCAUCAUUGUCCCCGUUCUUCCGACGAUAGCAAGCGAGCUAAAUGGCACUGCUGUUCACGCUUUUUGGGCGGGAACCUCAUUUCUCUUGACCUACGCCGUUUUUCAACCCUUCAUCGCCGUUUUGUCUGAUAUAUUCGGACGCCGGGAAGUGAUGCUAGCCAGCGUCAGCCUUUUUACUACCGGUACAUUAAUCGCAUGUUUAGCCCAGAAUUUCUCCACGCUUUUAGCCGGGCGUUCUAUCCAAGGAGUGGGGGCCGGCGGUGUCUUUGUCCUUGGCUAUGUCAUUCUUACCGACAUUGUCCCUCUCAGGCAGCGUCCGAAGUUCACAGCAAUUAUUCAAAUGGCAUGGGCAGUUGGGACCAUCCUUGGGCCACUUUUUGGCGGCUUAUUUGCUGAACACUCAACAUGGCGAUGGACGCUUCAACGGCAGGAGUCCUCAUUUAUGGAUAAGAUCAAACAAGUUGACUGGAUCGGAGGCACUCUAUUCAUUACAAGUACUACCCUCCCCCUGAUAGCGAUCUCCUGGGGUGGCACUCAAUUUGCAUGGGACCACAUGGCAACUUUCGCUCCCAUGUUAAUCGGUAUAUUUGGACUCCUGUGUACAAUUUGGUACGAGUUCCGCAUAGCGAAUAUUCCCUUUUUGCGAAAGAACAUGUUCUAUUGCCGGUCUGCGAUAGCCGCAUAUAUCUGCUCAUUGAUUCAAGGACUAGAGCUGUACAUUGCGCUUUACUAUAUCCCGCUCUAUUUACAGGCUGUUCAAGGGCUAAGUCCUGUUCGUACUAGAAUCAGCGCCCUACUGGGCAAUAGGGGCAGGAUGGGUUCUCACAACACUUUCAACUGGCCUCCUACUACUGUUGGACGCCAAUACCAAAACACCUGUUUGGGCUACUAUCCUAGUAUUUCUUGGGUUUGGGCAUGGCUUGAUUCUCAGUGCACUCAACCUCGGGGUUCAGGCCAUCUCAACUGUCAACAACGUCGCCCACGCAGUUAUGAUAGCCUAAGCGACGCCGGGCUUCCAACCGAAAUUUCAAAGAACGCAGAGGCGUAUAUCGAAACCCUUCACAAUCUACCCUUAUUUUCACCGUUCAAAUUCAGCGUUAUCGAAUGCUAUGUGAAAGGCAUCCAAGGUGUCUUUGCUGUAAUCACAGGGUUCAGUGGCCUUGCUAUGUUCCUCAGCUUCCUGAUAGCAAGGCACUCUACGGACAAAUAUUUUGUGGCUGAAGAUGAUUCGAUUGAAUAUGAGGGACCUUAUCAAAAUCGAUCAAUGAUGGAGGAACCCAUGUUGGAGAAACUGGCACAUCCAGAAGCAACACACACGGCUAGAUCAAGCGACAGCUAUCCGGGUGUUUUUGAGUUUGAGGGCUAUAAAUCAGCACAAAUUACAUGUAUCUAUCAUGGAUAG
Messenger RNA from Blastomyces dermatitidis ER-3, 1710 nucleotides. RefSeq names its product MFS multidrug transporter. The coding region runs from base 1 to 1710 and encodes 569 amino acids. The record is from RefSeq and is a predicted model, not a curated record. Gene Ontology annotation, molecular function: transmembrane transporter activity. The transcript is spliced from 6 exons. Gene Ontology annotation, biological process: transmembrane transport. Gene Ontology annotation, cellular component: membrane. Lineage: Eukaryota; Fungi; Ascomycota; Eurotiomycetes; Onygenales; Ajellomycetaceae.